This is a messenger RNA of Naegleria fowleri, 1821 nucleotides long. RefSeq lists its product as uncharacterized. The transcript has 2 exons. Bases 1 to 1821 code for a protein of 606 amino acids. The record is from RefSeq and is a predicted model, not a curated record. NCBI's taxonomy places the organism in Eukaryota, Heterolobosea, Eutetramitea, Acrasida, Naegleriidae.
AUGCAAGGAAUUCAUCAUCAUGUUUCUUCUUCUCGCUCGGUACGGCUGAGAAUGACCUUCCGAUAUCUUGAUCGUUCUCGCACAUGUCUGUCAUCUUUUCUUCUUCUUCUUCUCAUAUUCCUAAUUAGUAGUAGCACUUCAUUACAAGCCUCAUCAUUCUCACCUCUUCAUCGAUUUAUUGGUUGUUCCUAUGAACAGAUCAUUGGUGGUAAUAAUAAUGGAAACAAUGGAAGCUCGUUCAUCACACAACGAAUCAACAUUACUGAUGACUUUUCAGACUUUACCGAUGUUCCUUUCGGGUUUGGAUGUGAUGAAAUACUCUUUCCGACGGACAUAUCUUCCUAUCCCUUCUCAACCUCAAAUAUGGAACAAGGCUUGCAUGAUAUUUACUCGCCCGUACAAGCCUCAUCACGAAUGAUGAAUUUAUGUUCCAUGUUUCCAGAGAAUACGAGUUGUAUUGAAACGUUUUGUGGUCCAGGCAAUUCUAAUCAAGGGCUUCAGGACCAAGAUUUGUAUCGAUUGGUGAAUUUUUGUCAAUAUUGUAAGAAGGCGAAGGAUUUUGUUCAAUUCCACAAAUUGGUGGCAGGAUUUGAAAAUUAUGAUAAUUCUUCAUUGACAGCAUGUCCAGCAUUUAAGAAAUUUCCGUCUGCUUUUUUGUGUCGAAAUGUUCAAAUUGGAUUACCCAUCUUUUUCAUGGAUAGAUAUUUCAAAAGAUUGAGAACGCCAUUCAUGUGUUAUUGCCACAAGUAUGACCAAUAUUCUACAACGUGUGAUAAUAGUCUUCUAUUUACCUUGUCAUUUGAUAAUGCAAAACUUGGAAUAUUGCUGGCUUUAUCAGCCCCAUUAUUUAUUGCCAUCAUUUCCUUAAUUGUUUUACCCGAAUGUUUCAGUUUUAGAUAUCAAAAGCCAACACCUUUAUCAAUUCAGUCGAUCAUAUUCAUGACAGCGAGUGCAGUGUGUAUUGUAGUAGCAAGUGGACUCUCCUAUGUGCCAUCAUUUAACGAUUCCAAUAAUUUAAUGUACUUGCUGGAAAAUUUGUCGUUGAGCUUGAACGUAUUUUUCACCUAUUAUACCAUCAUACCCGUCUUGCUCAUGUUUGAUCGGGUUUACAUGUACUUAAAGACUGGUGAGAAAAACAAUUGGCCAGUUUUUAAAUUGCUGUCCUACAUUUCUGUAACUGUGAACACCUUGUGCAUGAUCUAUAUUGUUUCAGCACUGAGUUACCAAAUUUCAACACAUACCAUGAAUGUGGAUCAAAGUAUGAGGAUUAUAUUGGGAUUGGGUUACGUGGCAUAUGCUCUCCCAUGGUUCUGUAAUCUUAUUCUCUUCUUGCUCGUGGCCUUUAAGCUUGGAUGCGCUUUAAAGGAGAUGACAAAUGUUUUAUUUUUCAAAACCAAGUACUUUUAUCAAUUCAUGCUGCUGAAUGCAUUGACAUUAUUGGCCUUGUUAUCAUGUUUAUUGGGUUUUUUAUACACUCAAUUUGGUAUCUCGUCUACAGAUUUUAUAAUAUCUUAUUAUACUGAAUUUGCAGCACACUGCUUUAGUAUUUCAUCAUUAUUGGCCAUUGUGAUGAUUUUAUUUGAUAAGGAAAAAUUUUUGGAUUGUUAUCCGUGCCUCAAACGGGUUUCGAUCUGUAGGAGCAGAGGUGACGAUGAAGAGAUGUCCUCCAGUUUGAUAGCAAACACAAGUGGUAGUGGAAAUAGUAAAAUGCAGCCUUCAGAGGGCUCGGCAGGUAUGAGUGAUUUGACCACUCCCUACAAUUCUGUGGUUACUGAUUACAAAUCCUUAAAUUCUGGAGAGUCUACGAAUGUGAGCAUGUAG